This is a messenger RNA of Myotis brandtii (Brandt's bat), 2867 nucleotides long. It is a transcript of the gene FHIP2A, whose product is annotated as family with sequence similarity 160, member B1. The transcript is spliced from 17 exons. Bases 130 to 2253 code for a protein of 707 amino acids. Lineage: Eukaryota; Metazoa; Chordata; Mammalia; Chiroptera; Vespertilionidae. The record is from RefSeq and is a predicted model, not a curated record.
CUGGCACCCUCUCUUCCUUUACAAGAAGAUUUCGUUUAUCACUGGAAGGCAAUUACCCACUACUACAUAGAGACUUCGGAUGACAAAGCCCCAGUGACAGAUACAAACAUUCCAUCUCAUCUGGAACAGAUGUUAGAUAUAUUGGUACAAGAAGAAAAGGAACGGGAAUCUGGAGAGACGGGGCCAUGUAUGGAAUACUUGCUUCAUCACAAGAUCCUGGAAACAUUAUAUACCUUAGGGAAAGCUGAUUGUCCUCCAGGAAUGAAGCAGCAGGUGCUGGGAUUCUACACCAAACUCCUGGGCAGAAUCAAGCAGCCGCUACUUCCGCACAUCAACGUGCACAGGCCCGUGCAGAAAUUAAUUCGACUCUGUGGUGAAGUCCUUGCAACACCAACGGAAAAUGAAGAAAUUCAGUUUCUCUGUAUUGUGUGUGCAAAACUGAAGGAAGAUCCCUAUUUGGUUAAUUUUUUUCUGGAGAAUAAGUUGAAAUCGUUGGCUUCCAAAGGAGCAGCCAGUGUCACUGCAGAAGACACGUUAAAAGGUGCAGAGUCCUUGUCCACAGACACGGGACAGCCCUGUCGGCCCGAGGAGCUGCCAGGCGCGGCCGGGACGGAGCAGACGGAGUUAGACGAUGAGCCUCCUCCUCAGACGGACGACCUGUCCACGGGCCUGGAGAACCUCAGUGUCGCGUCACUGCCGGAGGCCACAGUCGUCCGCCCAAACCAGGAUUACAACCUCGUGAAUUCCUUGUUAAAUCUCACCAGAAGCCCUGACGGCCGAAUAGCUGUGAAGGCCUGCGAGGGCCUCAUGUUGUUAGCGAGUUUGCCAGAGCCCAAGGCUGCCAAGUGCCUCACGCAGAGCACGUGCCUGUGCGAACUCCUGACCGACAGACUCGCCGCCCUGUACAAGGCCCUACCUCCGUCGGUGGACCCCUUAGAUAUUGAAACGGUGGAAGCCAUCAACUGGGGUUUGGACUCAUAUAGUCAUAAAGAAGAUGCAUCGGCAUUUCCGGGAAAACGAGCCUUAAUUUCAUUUCUUUCCUGGUUUGAUUAUUGUGAUCAACUCAUAAAGGAAGCACAAAAGACUACUGCUGUUGCUCUUGCCAAAGCCAUUCAUGAAAGAUUUUUUAUUGGUGUUAUGGAACCUCAGUUAAUGCAAACUUCCGAGAUGGGUAUCCUGACGUCGACUGCUUUGCUUCAUCGCAUUGUUCGGCAAGUCACCUCCAACGUUUUGCUUCAAGAAAUGGUGUUUUUUAUCCUUGGGGAACAGAGGGAGCCAGAAACUCUGGCAGAUAUGAACAGACACCCCUUAAGACACAGGUUAAUUGAACAUUGUGAUCACAUAUCUGAUGAGAUAAGCAUAAUGACACUAAGGAUGUUUGAACAUCUUUUACAAAAACCCAAUGAACACAUUCUUUACAACUUGGUCCUAAGAAAUCUUGAAGAAAGAAAUUAUACGGAAUAUAAACCCGUGUGUCCAGAAGAUAAAGAUGUGGUGGAGAACGGACAGAUAGCAGGAGCAGUAGAUCUGGAAGAAGAUCCAUUAUUUACUGACAUUUCACCAGAUAACACUUUGUCAAACCAAGAAUGGCUUAGUUCUUCGCCGCCUGCUACUCCAGACCACCCCAGAAAUGAUGGGAAGACUGAAGUCCAUAAAAUUGUGAAUAGUUUUCUCUGUCUGGUACCGGAUGAAGCGAAAUCAUCCUACCAUGUUGAGGGCACAGGAUAUGACACCUACCUCCGAGAUGCUCAUAGGCAGUUCCGGGACUACUGUGCUAUCUGCUUGAGAUGGGAGUGGCCCGGGUCUCCAAAAGCCUUGGAAAAGUGCAAUUUAGAAGCCACUUUCUUCGAAGGUCAUUUUUUGAAAGUUUUAUUUGACAGAAUGGGAAGAAUUCUUGAUCAGCCAUAUGACGUCAAUUUACAAGUGACCUCGGUGUUGUCCAGACUGUCUCUCUUCCCUCAUCCACACGUACACGAAUACCUUUUGGAUCCCUAUGUGAACCUUGCUUCUGGCUGUCGGUCUCUCUUCUCUGUCAUUGUCAGGGUCGUCGGAGACCUUAUGGUUAGAAUCCAGCGUAUUCAAGACUUUACUCCCAAGCUUCUACUAGUCAGAAAGCGAUUACUUGGUUUGGAACCGGAAGGCCCUAUGGUGGACCACAUCACCUUGCUGGAGGGCGUGAUCGUGCUGGAGGAGUUCUGCAAGGAGCUGGCGGCCAUCGCGUUUGUGAAAUACCACACUUCCUCCACACCGUAGAUACCCCUCCCAAGUAACCAAGCAAACAGAACUGCUGUGCACAUUUCACCUCAUGAAGAGAGGAUGAUAAAAGGCCCUUUUCAGUGAAGUAUUGCUGCAAACUGGACUGAAGCAUUUCGAACCCAUCGAGUGGGCAACUUCAGUACAAUGUUGUAUAAUAGUGUUUUCAUUGCUUUUUCAUUAAGGCGCCAUACAUAGACGUGCACGUCCUUGAAUCCAGGAUACAAUCAAAGGAACUUCCGGAAAUAAGCAUUUCUAAUGCCUGUGUGAAAAGCUGCAGAAUUUCUGAUGUCAUGCCUUUGAUGUUUCUGUUAUUUUAAUAUCCUUUUUGGUAGCAAGGCAUUUUGACAUUCUCUGGGACUCAGAUGCUUAUAUUCUUUUGGAUUAAUCAGAAGCAAAAAACAACAACAACGAAUUUUUAUAACUUUUUAAGGUUACUGACAGUGUUACCACGGCCUGAAAUUCUUGGGCCAUCUAUGAAGAAACUUCAGAUGGUGAUUGUGUACCUACUAUCUCUUUAAAGGAAGUUGUGGUCAAGUCCAACUUUUUGUGCUAACAAUGCAUGCAGGACUAAGAGGGAUGAUCUAAAAAUAAAUCAUGCAAUUUAAACAAAA